Messenger RNA from Electrophorus electricus (electric eel), 3786 nucleotides. RefSeq names its product R3H domain-containing protein 1-like. NCBI's taxonomy places the organism in Eukaryota, Metazoa, Chordata, Actinopteri, Gymnotiformes, Gymnotidae. Gene Ontology annotation, molecular function: nucleic acid binding. The record is from RefSeq and is a predicted model, not a curated record.
UCUGCGUUGCAGAGUUUAUCGCGUAACACGGGACGCUGUCAAAAAGUGGCAGAAGGUUCCUGAAGGCCAUGGGUUCCUUGUCAGCCGCCAGCGCUCUUCUGAUCCGGAGCGUGUGCUGGUGACAGGGACAUGGGCCUCUUCCUCAGGGCUUCCAGCACGCUCAACACAAGCGACAACCUGGUCCACAGCUCCACUGACAGGGACGCGGGCUUCACCCUUCUCGCCAGGGCGGCGCCAGCACCGGCCCGGCACGCAGCACAACACUGGGUCCCAAGCUCCUGGUAGACGCUCCAAGUAGCCUUCUCUAAUGAGGAUGUCCGAGACUGUCGCUGUAAAGGACACGAGUGAAACUAUGAGAGGUCUGGAGGCGGAGGAAAGCCGCUCAACACCAGGGGCCAACAGCCUCACAGAGUCUGAGAGCCGGGAGCAGACCGAGCCAGACGGGGAAGAGAACUGCUGCGAUGACAAAAGUGAAACGCAGCAGCAAACACCUGGACAAAGUGCAAAGAGACCCAAGUCUAAUGCAAAGUUAAAGUUAGUUCGGAGCCUGGCCAUUUGUGAAGAACCCUCUUCUCCCCUAAAUACCUCUGAUCUGCCUCCAGAACAUCAGGAUGAAAUUCAAAUCAAGCUCUCCCAGUCAUUUGACAAAGAGGAUGCUCCAGCCAAUAAGAACGAAGAUGACAAGGACAAACGCGUAGACAAGCUGGAGAAACCGGAGAUGUCGUCCCGCAAGAUGCUGUCAAGAGAUUCCAGUCAAGAAUAUACAGACUCUACUGGCAUUGAUCUACACGAGUUCUUGGUAAACACAUUGAAAAAUAACCCCAGAGACAGAAUGAUGCUGCUGAAGUUAGAACAGGACAUUCUGGACUUUAUCAGUAACAAUGAAAGCCAGAGGAGAAAAUUCCCCCCCAUGACCUCCUAUCACAGAAUGCUCCUGCACCGUGCAGCUGCCUACUUUGGUUUGGACCACAAUGUCGACCAAACGGGCAAAUGUGUGAUCAUCAACAAAACUAGCAAUACAAGAAUACCAGAUCAGAAGUUCUCUGAGCACAUCAAAGAUGACAAGACUGAUGAUUUACAGAAGCGCUAUAUCUUAAAAAGGGACAACUCCAGCAUAGACAAAGAUGACAAUAUGAUGCGAAUGAGAUUGAAGGAGGACAGGAGGAGUAAAUCAAUAGAGGAGCGGGAGGAGGAGUACCAGAGGGCCAGGGAGAGAAUAUUUGCUGAUGGCUUGGACACUUUCCAACUUGAUAAAAGGAUUCAGGAAGAUGAUGCUUGUGACAGCACUCAGCAGAGGAGACAGAUUUUUAGGUCGAAAGAUGGUCGGUCGUGUAACAGCCGGCAGAGCAGCUCAGAGAAUGAGCCAAAGUACUCUGAGCCACGGCCCUGGAGCAGCACGGACUCUGACAGCUCCAACCGCAACCUCAAGCCUGCCAUGACCAAGGCCAGCAGUUUCAGUGGAGUGUCCGUGCUGAUCCGCGGAGACAGCUCCAGCAGUAGCAGAAGUGCCGGCCGCCUUUCCAAGACAGGUUCCGACUCUUCUAGUAGUGUAGGUUCAUCCACUGGCUCGCUGUCUCGCUCCCAGCCUCCCCCUGCUCCUGGGCCGGCCCUGACCCAGCCGCGCUCUGCCGCGCCCUUGGCCUACCCUGCCGUCAGCACUAGUAGCAGUCUGUCCUAUGAGGGCGGCAGGACCGGCUUGCCGGCGACUGCGGCUCACGCUAGCUACUAUUUGCUUCCGCUGGAAGCCGCAGGGAUACCACCUGGGAGUAUCCUGGUCAACCCGCACACAGGUCAGCCUUUUGUGAACCCAGACGGCAGUGCCGUGGUCUACAGCCCCACCAUGCCUCCUCAGGCCUCCAGGCCACAGCAGCCUUUGCCCCCGCCUCCACCCCCACCCCCUCCACCCACUGGUCCCCACCAGCAUCAGUCCACCAAUCACAUCAUCCCUCAGCUCUGGCCCGUGCAGCCGUCUGCUCAGCCUGUGCAGUAUCCGACAGUCUCUUAUCCACCCCAGCUCCUCUCCGUCUCUCCUAACCAGCAGUACACUGUGCAAGAUAGCCUGGGAGCCCAGUUCAGCCACUUGAACUUGGCGCGGCAGCCGUCUGGGGAGAGCCGCGACGCCCACGCUGUCAUGUACCCCCCGUCUGUGGUGCUCCAGGGCCCCCCUCUGCCCCAACAGCCUGGCUACAUGGUGCCCUCUCCUAGCCAGAGCGUGCAUGGCCCUGCCUACUCUGCCCCGGGGCCUGGUCCUGCGCCUGUCAGCCAGCCAGUGAUGCAGCCACAGGGCUACCUGCAGCAGAUGCCAACGUGCUAUUGUGCACCAGGCCAGUGCCCUGUGUCCAGCCAGCAGUAUGGGACGCUGGGCACCGUGCCGUAUGCCAGCACUCAGAACCGGGCCUUGGCCCCUCCCCCACCCCCCCAACAGCCAGGUUACCAAACUGUGAUGCCAAAUCAAGCACAGAGCUACCAGAGCAUGGCCCCGCAACCCCAGAGUCCAACACUGGUCAGUGGCCAACAUAGCAAUAUGGGAAAUCAAAUGCAAGGCAUGAUGGUCCAGUAUCCCUCAAUGCCGUCUUAUCAGGUAUCCAUGCCUCAAGGUUCCCAGGGCGUGGCCCAGCAGACAUAUCAGCAGCCAAUCAUUAUUCCCAACCAGUCCAGCCAUGGAGCCCUGCCUGCUUCCAGCAUUCAGGUCUACUACAGCAUCCUACCACCUGGGCAACAGAGCACCAUGAGCUCCUCUGUGGGGUUUUUGCCCCCUCCAGGCACGGAGCAGAUGUCAUUCCCUCGCACCUCCUCCCCGUGCAGCUCCCAACAGAUCCCCGUGCAGCAGUGCUCAGGCGUGCCUGCCCCUCCCCCUGGUGGUGGCAUGGUGAUGAUGCCGCUCACGUUAACUCCAGCGCAGCAGGCCCGACCACACUCGCCACCGCAAUGGAAACACAAGUAUCACAGUCUGGACCACCAGCGCAGCCAGAAAUCAGCCGAGCUCUGCAGCCUCGACACUUCCCAGCAGAGUAGCCCCCAGCUGGGGAGCCCAGCAGCAUCGCCUGCACAGUCGCCCACACCCUCCCACCUAACCAGCGGAAAGAACAUCCGGCCCGGCAUGCCCUCUGUUCCCAUCAUGUCCCAGUUCUCCAGAGCCUUUGUCCAAGGGCAAGGUGAUGCACGGUACCCCCUCCUGGGCCAGCCCCUCCGCUAUAGCCCCCAGAUCCGCCCACCUUUACUCCACGCACCUCCCAUGGUCUCUAAUCACCAGGGCCCUGUGGGGAUACGGCAAGCCCCCCGAGGCAGGAAGCCGUCCAGGAAAGCACUGUCUACAGAUCUCAGUGUAGGUGAAGCAGUGAGCGGGCAUGUGCUGGAGGUGACAGACCUGCCCGGGUGCAUCAGCCGGGCUGAGGCUGACUACCUGCUCGGCAAGCUAGGCAGGGCUGGUCAUGUGGUCACCUGGCUCCCGGAGUGCCGAGGUGACGGUCUACGCAUAUGUGAGCCUGCCUCCUCCUACACCGUCCUGGCCACCUUCCCGAUGAGACAGGCUGCGCAAGGGGCCCUGGCUCGCCACAGUGGGGCGGGCCCCUUCAGACUCGCCCCCAGCAAGAGGCACUGUGAGCAGCUAAACUUGGAGAGGGCCAGCUCCCAAUCAGAUUCCUCAGUUUAAGUGUCCCCGCCCACGCCAUGCCCCCUUUAGCCUCAGCAGCCCCCUAUCCCCAUCCACAUUUCCUUUUCAUCACUCCUGUGUUUCUGCUGCCCCGACGAAAAAUGGGCAGUUUUCUCCUUUCCAGUACCCACACU